Naegleria fowleri is the source of this 2130-nucleotide messenger RNA. RefSeq lists its product as uncharacterized. Bases 1 to 2130 code for a protein of 709 amino acids. Gene Ontology annotation, molecular function: chromatin DNA binding; RNA polymerase II cis-regulatory region sequence-specific DNA binding; protein binding. The transcript has 2 exons. Lineage: Eukaryota; Heterolobosea; Eutetramitea; Acrasida; Naegleriidae. The record is from RefSeq and is a predicted model, not a curated record. Gene Ontology annotation, biological process: regulation of gene expression.
AUGAAUUAUCCGAGUAUCAAUCAACGAUUAGAUAUUGAAAAUGAGAAGGUUUGGAUGAAGCUUGGCCAACUUGCCGAUGCAAUGAACGAACCCGAGAAGGCCAUUCAAUACUAUGAACGAGUACUUCAAUACAAUCAAUACAACGUUCCAGCAUUGACAAGCGUUGCUUCAAUUUAUAGAAUGAAAGAUCCGCCAGACUUUCCUAAAGCUGUUGAAUACUAUCAUCGUGCUCUCCAAACUGAGGACAACAAUACAGAGAUUUGGGGAAAUCUAGGUCAUUGCUUUUUAAUGAUGGAUGAUCUCACCAAGGCUUACACAGCCUAUCACCAAGCAAUUUAUAAUGCAAAAUUACAAAAUAAGACCAAACAAGAUCCACAUUUGUGGUACGGAAUUGGUAUUCUCUAUGAAAGAUACAACAGCUUGGACAAUGCCGAAGAAGCUUUUAGAAGUGUGCUCAAAAUGGAUGCACAAUUUGAGAAAAUUAAUGAAAUUUACUUCCGUCUCGGUAUUAUCUACAAACAACAGAAAAAGUAUGAACAGAGUUUGGAGUGUUUUGGACGAAUCCGUAAGAACCCACCACCUCCUUUGACUGAAGCAGACAUUUGGUUUCAAAUUGGACAUGUCUAUGAAUUGAAGAAGGAUUUCCAAGAAGCAAAGAAUUCCUAUGAAAAAGUUCUACAAUUUAAUUCCAAUCACAGCAAAGUUCUUCAACAACUGGGUUGGCUGUAUCAUCAAAAUACUGAGUUUCAAAAUCAAGAUAUUGCCAUUCAUUACUUGCAGAGAUCGAUCGAUGCAGAUCCAAACAGUGGACAAACUUGGUAUUUAUUGGGAAGAUGUUUCAUGGCCCAGAAAAAGUAUCGAUACGCCUACAAUGCGUAUCAACAAGCUGUGUUUAGAGAUGGAAAAAAUCCAACAUUUUGGUGUUCUAUUGGAGUUUUAUACUAUCAAAUUAAUCAGUAUAGAGAUGCGUUGGAUGCUUAUACUAGAGCCAUUCGUUUAAAUCCAUACCUAAGCGAAGUUUGGUACGAUUUAGGUACACUCUACGAGUCAUGCAACCAAAUUCCUGAUGCAUUGGAUGCCUAUCAACGUGCAGCUGAUUUAGAUCAGAACAAUGAACAUAUUCAACAACGAUUAAUUUUCCUCAAGUCCAUGGAUAGAAGUAAUCCACCAUCAGAGGAAUCAAAGAAUUUGACCGCUGUUGAGCCACCCACUGCUGCCUCUCAAUAUCAGUCUGGAGGUGGAUUUUUCUCGAACAAUGCUCCCUCCAUGAACCCGCCACCAUCGAAUGUGCCAUCUGGUUCAGCAAAUUAUCAGAAUACACCAUACUAUCCACCACCCACUAAUGCUCCUCCUCCAAAACUUUCCAUGGAUUCCAUGCCACCAUCGAGUGCUCAUCCUCCCUCUAUGAAUGGUCAAUAUAAUGCAUCUGGCAGUGCCAUGUCUGGACAGUCAUCUUUGCCGCCUGUGAACUUGCCACCAACACCUCGUUCCUCUGAGCCUGGUGUUCUACCACCACCGACUGCCACAAUGUCAACAGGAGGCGUCAAUGAUAGACUUCCACCACCACAGCAGUAUGUUGGUGCCACCAACACAUAUGGUGGCUCCUAUCCACCUCAGCAGAAUCCUCCCAAGUCGGCCACAUCAAGUGGUAGUGGUGGUGGAGGUUUUGGACCAGUGUCUUCUCAGCCUCAAACCUCUCCUCAACAAUCGCAAUUCUCGGCAGGUCAAGGCACGCCCUAUGCUGGUCAGCCUCCUUCCUACACCUAUCCUCCACAAGGAUCACAGACACUUGUUCCCCCAAGCACAACCAAUUUGGGAGAGACGUCACCUUUGAAGAGAAGGUUAAGCCCCUUGCCACAACCAUCUGAGCAUCAAAGUGACGUGAAACGAGUAAAGCAAACUCCAAAGAAUGACGCUGACAGUGAGGACGACGAAGAUGAGCAAGAUCAAAUGGUUAUUCACGAGCCAGAAGAUUCAGAACCAAAUUCGGGCACUGCUCAAAAUUCGACUCCUAAAAUUGUGGGUACUGCCUCAGACGUUCAUCAAGAAACAGAACCUCCAAUUGGUAAGGCAAAGAGUCGAUUUGUAAGAGCAAAGAAGCUUAAUGAUAAUUCAGAGGAAAAAGAUUAA